Messenger RNA from Equus quagga, 1232 nucleotides. Its product is annotated as RNA-binding motif protein, X chromosome-like. NCBI's taxonomy places the organism in Eukaryota, Metazoa, Chordata, Mammalia, Perissodactyla, Equidae. The transcript is spliced from 2 exons. The record is from RefSeq and is a predicted model, not a curated record. The coding region runs from base 1 to 489 and encodes 162 amino acids.
AUGAAGGAAAAAGCCUGCGACCGACUGAGGACAGCGGCAGCAGGACACUCACCAGAGCCCCGGGGAGGCGGCGCUGAGGGCGGCGGGCAGCCUCCUACGCCGCCGGCCGGCCGUCUGGACGUGCGCACGGGCCAAGCCCCAGCGGCAGCAGCUAGCCGAACAGAGGACCGGAGGGGACGCGUCAGGGGCUCUGAAGUAGCGGCCGAGGGGCCGUUGCGGGCGAGGACAACAGGAAGCGCCCCAACUGCCGGAAAAGACGGCAGCGCGGAGGGGCCAAGGGAGCCGGGUCCCCCGCCGCAGACACGGGCUGGCGCGGCGGCCGCAGGCCGAGACUGCGCAAACGUGACUUCCCGGCGACGCGGCAGGGAUUUCAGGACUGCGCGUGCGCAGUCCCGCCACGCCCCCGCCCCGCCCCGCGCUACCCGAGCAGGACACGCCCGGCUGAGGGGAGAGAUGUCAGAUUUCAUCCAAAGUGGUCACUGGAAAUGAUUGAAGCAGCAGUCCCUGAGGGGGACCUGACAGUGGCCACACGGCCUCUUCCUAUGAGAUUUUACAGAACAACCACUGAAGACACCAAAACCGUUAUCAGGGCAUUCUUCUCCUCCCCGCUCCUAACUCCCAUCUCAGAAGGCCUGGACCAGUGAUGGGGGCACAGCACAGGGCCUGGAAUGCACACGCUUCUGAGUUCUCCAUCCGCUUCUCCUCAGUCUGGGGACCCUGAUCUCCCUGGAGGUGGGGUGGACUCUUCCAGCCCUGAGAGUUGUCUGCACGUGGUCCUUUCUAUUUCCCACAGGGUCCUGGCUCCAAGUCAGGAGGACUCCUUCUUUCAGCGUGGUCCACCCUUCCCUGGGUUAACAAACAUUUGGUUCAUUGAAUGGGGGGAAAGGCAAUGGAGAAAAGAAAAUCCUGGGGACAAAAGCCACCAGUCAAUAUUCCAAAGUAGCCUCCUGGCACAGUGCUGUGGAUACUGAGAAUCUAGGAAAUGUGGGUGUGAAGACAGCAGAUGAACCAGAACUGCCUGAUGUCCUUAGUAGAUAAAUAGGCGUAGCAGACAGAAAAAAAUCAUUUUGCCAGAGAGGAGAAAAACAAGUGUUGUUUCAUCUUCAGCAUUACACAGAGGAAUUUCUGGGGGAAAAUGUGAAGAUUUUGUGACUGUUGAGUAGCAAAGAAUAUGAGCCAUUUGUAAAUAUUAAGAAAAAUAAAACAUGUAUUUGUGCCUAAACGUAGCUAGC